GUGACCUUCGCAUCUCUUCACCACCCCGUGGGUUGCACUCAAUUGAUAUAAUGUCUACGAACACAGCAAUCCUCUCGCAUUCAGCCGGUGACUUUUAUUUAUAGUUUUCUAGCCAUUACACCCUCUUUCUACGUCCCACAAGCAUCUGCGCCUCACCAGUAGAACUUAUCCUCCUGACACCGUCCACCACUCACCCUACUCUUCGACGACCGCCGUUAGCAUGCCACCUCAGCAUGUGGAGGUCGCGGAGACGAUCGCCGCCCUCAAAAGGGCUAUACGCCGCGAAAAAGAAGCACCCACAGACCAGACUAUUUCUUCGGCGACGAAUAGAGGGAACAAAUUGAAAAGAGGUGCAGGCUAUGUUCACGCGGGUGCUCUCCCGUACCCACAUGGCCCAGAUGGUUAUAAAGAGAAAAUCGAACACGCCGGCUACUCUCGAUAUAUCUUAGACCGAAAUCCAAAGCGAUACAACGAGUAUGGCGACGAGCUUGAAGCCAGCGAAAGCGACACCGAGGCCGACGCUGAUGCAGAAGAUGAAAAUCCUUACGCUGGCAUCCGGCUUGAAGAGCUCCUCUGUCCCCUAAAACAUCCUUCCGACCUUGCGUCUCACCCCACCUUAUCUCUCCCAUUUCUCGACAGCGCCCUCCCGGAUAUGGUGCGAUCGGUGGAAGACAAACUGCGCCAGGCAAGGGCCAAUCUAUGGCGAGCCAAAAACCUCAACAGACAAUUCAUGGGAGAUGAGCCUUGGAUGCCUUGUGGGAGUAUAGAAGGCCUCGAAGAUUGGGACAUGUUCGAACCUAAGCCCAGGUUUCCUACACAACAAGCGGGCAAAAAGAGAAAGCGUGAGCAUGCCAACGAAAUCCCUCAAAAUGGCGUCAAUGGGCAUAAUUAUGCUAAGGAGGACGAGACUUCAACUGAACCACCAAGACACACAGUAGAAGCAAAUGCUGAACUCACUAGUGAAAUGCAAUCAACAAAGAAUGCCAAGCCUGAGGAAGAAACGGGCUCAGUGAUCGAAGCGUCAACCAAAGAGCAGCCAGAAAUGAAGGACAAUGUACCGACUGCCAAUGGAGGGUACUCCGGAAACCAGGUCGAGGACUCUGGCGAGAAUAAAGAUCAACUGGCAGCCACGAACAGUGCUCAGAACCAGAAAGCGCAGAAUGGAGAGAAGAUGGACAUUGACGCAGACGAAAACGAGGACAACACCGCUUCCGACGAAGAGACACAACAACAACCUACUCGCAGAAUUACACGCGCCUUGGCCGCAGGAAACAACCCCUCCGACGCCGCGAGUCCUCCCUUAUCACCGCAAUCCACCACCUCAACCAUCGAUUCCUCCCUACUGCAACCCGACCCUCUAUUCCUCCUUCCUCCCACAAUAUCCGCCAAUCACCGCCUUCCCAACAGCCUGUCGCGCCUUGGUCUUCCUGUCGAAGAGUUCCUCGAAACCCGCCGGCUCCUGUCCAUGUACAUACAGAAACAAGAAGAGAGCGUAAGAGGUUAUGAAGCUGUACUGGGCAAACUGAUCAAGGCAAAGAGGAUGCGCGACAAGGUCUGGGAAUGGAGCAAGACAGAAGGUCAUGUCGGCGAGUGGUCCGACGGUGAGGACUGGAUCGACGCUGAAGCCUGGGGCCUGACUCCCGAAGAACUCAAGAAGGGCAAAGACGAAGAAGAGGUGGAAGGACAGGAAGACACGGGUAGAAAGGGCAAGAGGAGAAGAAGGGACUAGAAGUCCGAUUGCACAACCGAAGGAUUAGAAUACGUGAGGUCUACAAGGUCUACAAGGUCAACAAGGUCAACAAGGUCACACCCUGAUCCCGCAACGUCAGCGUGCGCUCAAGGUGUAGCAUAAUGAAACCCUCCGUCAUGAAGAAAUGAAAUCACCAUGUUCCUUGCUCGUACUUUCUCUCCUCCUUGCAAGGUGCUACGAGAUAAAGAUUGCUCCGGAGACUAUGCAAAGACGCCUGAUAACGCCGUUUCUGUAUGUCACUAGGCCAUCCCCAUCAAGACUACAAGGAUGAAAGAAGUUGUACUGUUUCUCUUGCGAGGAGCAUUUGUCCCGACGCCUUCCCAGCCUUCCUCAAUCCGAUGCAGCGAUCCGAAUGCAUCAAGUCCCUGACACUCCAUCCAAUUGGGUCCUACCAUGAGCUGCUCCCCUAAAGCGUCUCCUGUCCGGCGGUGGCAGCGGCAGCCUGGUGCUGUAAGCCCACGCCCUCAUCAUGCUCUUCCGUCG
This is a messenger RNA of Exophiala xenobiotica, 2233 nucleotides long. RefSeq lists its product as uncharacterized. The record is from RefSeq and is a predicted model, not a curated record. Gene Ontology annotation, biological process: negative regulation of rDNA heterochromatin formation; negative regulation of silent mating-type cassette heterochromatin formation. The transcript has 4 exons. The coding region runs from base 221 to 1729 and encodes 502 amino acids. Gene Ontology annotation, cellular component: cytosol; Rpd3L complex. NCBI's taxonomy places the organism in Eukaryota, Fungi, Ascomycota, Eurotiomycetes, Chaetothyriales, Herpotrichiellaceae.